AUGGCAGCCAACGUGGACUUGGAAGCAUUCCGCAAGGAGUGCCAGGCGCGAAUUGCACAGCGGCUCUUGGCUAAGAUGCCGCAGGUUCGUGGAGGUGUUGUUGACAAAGACAACGUAGAUGACCUAACUUGGGCCGGCAUCACGCGGCGGAGGGUGGCAAUAGUCGGUGCUGGGCCGGUUGGCUUGUGGGCAGCUAUGCUGUUGGCACAGAAGUACCGCUGGACAGAUGGCAAGGGAUGCGCGAGGCUCCGGCCUGACGCGCCAGAAGUUACAGUCUUUGAGGCACGAUCCAUGGAGAACCACUGCACACGAACUGACAUACGAAUCGCUCUCUCCUCAUCGACGCGUUCCAUGCUCGACCAGCAGACAAAGUCUCGCAGCUUUACUUCUGGCAUGCCCGUGGCCGAGAUUGAGGACACUUUUCUCCGACGCUGGAAGAAGGUAGCGGGACAUGAGGCAAAGAUUGGUUACGGUACCCAAAUAUCAGAUCCAGCAGAGCUUGCUCAAUCGGGGCAGUUCGACUGCAUACUCUGGUCUGCCGGCCGUCGCUCUCUGAACGAUGCUUUGCGAAGAGAUCUUGGCUGCGAGGUGAGGAUCGGUGACAGCCAGCGUGUAGUGGUCUUCCAGGUGCAGGAGCUGCAAGGGCCCGACGCCUGGCAGCUGGGAAGCCUGGACUUGUCCGGGGCCGCCCAGCAAGCGGGCCGCUUCCCUGGCCUGCGUGUGAUGCUGCGGCCCGGCUUUGAGGGCGCUUGCGCAUGCUGGCUCUGGGUCUUCGGGCUCUCCAACGAGGUGCUGGAGUCCUUUGUUCUGAAAGGUACGUCCAUUGCACCCCGCGACUCGCUUGCAGAAGCCUUCGAGGACCUGGUGGGCACGACUGCACAGGCACUUCGCCCGGCUCUGGAUGCCUUGCAGCUCCGCAUCAAGCCCAUGGCCGUAACGUGCAGGUUCGUGGAGGCUUCAUAUUGGUCGGCUGAUCAUGCCGUAUGCCAGCUGAGCGUCUGCGACCAGCUGGUACCCUUCAUUUUGCUGGGCGAUGCUUUGGGCGGGAAGCCGUUCUACACAGGAUCUACGCUGAACCGUCACCUGUGGGAUGUGGCAACUCUGAUCGAGGAGGUGGAGUUUGCCUACGACGGCGGCCCGCUGGAAGCAGGCCGCUUCGCCAUGUACGAGCGACGCUACCAGGAGUGCCUGCGCCGGAUUCCUGAAUUUCAACGACCUCGCUCCAUCAUCUUGCAGGCGCUCCCCAAGCCUAUGCCUGUGCCACGGAAGGACGAGACGCGUCCCUGUGAGCCGAAGGUCUUGUCACUGCCUGCCCUCCCUACGGACGGCCGCUUAUGUAAGUCCUGUGGCUGA
Symbiodinium pilosum is the source of this 1353-nucleotide messenger RNA. The record is from the annotation of a GenBank genome assembly. NCBI's taxonomy places the organism in Eukaryota, Dinophyceae, Suessiales, Symbiodiniaceae.